UGUCGUUCUCUUAUUUAUUAUAGGAUCUGUCCAAGUUUACUUUUACAUUUAGUCACAGUAGUUCCAUGCACAUGUAUUUUGGAGUAUGCUCUCUUGGAUAAGCGGAUCCACUCAAGAAACAAAAAAGGCACCACAGUUCGUUCAGAUGAGAUCUGGUACGAGAAUAUCACUGAUGUGAUGGAACAAACCAUCUUGUUGGUGAUGAUCUUCGGUCGAUGGUUGAUGCCCAAGGGAAAACUAACCCGGGAUGAACUUUCCCAGUUGUUACUGAUCAAUAUGGCGUCUGCAGCAGAUAUCAUCGAAUUCUUUGAUAUCAUCAAUAUCAGUGACGUAAGCUAUGAUCGAAUGAUGAUCACCAUCGUCCUCAGCCUUUGGUCCUGGAGUCUACUACAGUUUCCGUUAAAUACUACGGUUGCUUUCGAUAAGCUUAUCUCUGGUGAAGAGCCAAAACCAAAACGGGAACCGACGUUUGCCCGUUUGUCUUCACUCCCAUCUUACAUCGUAAAACGAAUGUCUUUGAACAUUUACGAAAGAGAGUUUGACACGGACGAAAACGUCAAACCUGCUUUCGGUGAAUUCGCUAGCAUCAUGGUCGGCUUAGUACUGCAGGAUGCGCCUUAUCUUACCAUGAGAUUGUUUAUUGUAUCUUAUUAUAAGACAUUUGGUUACAUGAUAGUUUUUCUUACUGUCAAGAAUGGACUAUUUUUCGUCCUCGAGGUGUACAGACUAUGUGUGUUGUUUUGUCAUUGCAAAGACAGUGUGAUCCAUGACCCAUCUCCCGACAACAGAAUUCAAAUCCAAGCGAGAUUUAGUAACAUACAGAUUGCCAUACCGCAUUCAUUAAUAAGAAAUAAGAUUUCUCCGGAAAAAGACAGAGCUAGGCUGAGUAAAAAUAGCUCUUUUGAUAGCUAG
This is a messenger RNA of Xenia sp. Carnegie-2017, 912 nucleotides long. Its product is annotated as transmembrane protein 26-like. The record is from RefSeq and is a predicted model, not a curated record. The transcript is spliced from 2 exons. The annotation marks the transcript as partial. NCBI's taxonomy places the organism in Eukaryota, Metazoa, Cnidaria, Anthozoa, Malacalcyonacea, Xeniidae.